AUUGAAUACCAAUCAGCUUCAUUCUCUGGUCUUCUGGGAUCUUGAGACAUGACUCUAACUCCAUCUCAAACUUGUUUCUUCCUUCAACUCUGACUUCUUUCAAGUUGUUGAGCCUGAUCUCAAAUUCACUCAGAGCAUCCACUUCUUUAUUUAGAGAUACGCCUUCAGAGUGUGGAGGAUUUAGAAUGUCUCAUAAAGAUUUUGGCUGAGUUUUAGCAUUAAGAAGCAGCUUGGAGUUGAGCAGACGCUUCUUCAGAUCCAUGAAAUUCUUUGCUAUUCUCAAGAUACCAUUGGUACAAGAAGAAGGAUUAAAUGACGCUUAUCCUCCUCAACAAUCUGCUGGUCAAAAUAGAAGAAUCUUUUGUUAGUCCAUCCUUUUUAUUACUUAGUUUAGAGAUUUUUAAGAGGAAGGUUUCUAUAUUUUGAGAAUUUGAAGGGAUAAGAUAAAAUUGUUUUGUUUAGUAAAAGGUGAUUUUACCCCCUAGGAAAGCUUAGUGGUUAUCUUGUUUACUGGAUUUGUCUCUUCUUGGAGUUACGUAGCUUGGUUAGCCUCAGUAUAAAAUUUAGUAGCGAAUCUGCUCGAUGAUUCAAAAAUAUUGUGAAAAUUAUGUUCUUUGUUCUCAUCAAUCUUUCUUAUUCGACUAAUGUGGGGUAAUACCUGAAAUAUUUUCAACCUUUUAAUUUGAUCAGUUGUUGAUCGUGAGAUCCCCUUGCACUCAUGAUUUUCUAUCUAAGAAGUAUUUAAAUUUCUUUAACCAGAGAAGUUUACCACUCUCUAUAAGAUACCAUUGAGACAUUGAUUAAGUAGCAAACACAGAGUGACAGAUAAAAUUGAACUAAAAAUAAGUUCGUAGACUAUAUCUCCAUGAGAAUGCACUAAUUCUUAGUUUAGAUCAGCUUUGUUGGCUAUUUAUUUUCCGAGUGGAAAUAUACAGAUAUUCGUUAACUUCUUAUUUGUAUUUUUUAUCUAAUCUUGUUUAAAAUCGAUCUUCAUGUCAUUCUGUAGAUCUAGAACAAUUUAGGCAUCGAUCCACUAAAUUUUGCUUUUAUUAUUUUCUCAAAUCACCACCCAUCACUUGUGGAUUCAGCUAUAAAUGUCUGCUAAGCUAGCCUCUUGUACCAUUUUCUGUAAUUUCUUGGUCUUUUUGUGUAUCAUUACUUAUUUGAUUCUUCCUGUAAUAUUCUUACUUUUCAUCUGACUAAUCUAGCCUGGUUUCUUACAGAGAAAAUAACAUUUCAGAUUCCGAAUAUAAGUUUAUAAAGAGUCUGUUUUUUUUGUAAGGCUCAUGGCAUAUGAUGACGCUAUGGUGGUCCAGAGACUGCAGGAUCUUAAUUUCGUCUUUUAUUAAAGCUAUUUCUGCCUCAGUCAAGUUCUUUUUAGAUAAAGUCUUGAUGGCCACCUUCGUCGCAGCAGUUGAGCCCAGAAACACUUUUCCGUAGGUUCCAGUGCCCAUGAGUUUGGGAUGGAUAGUGUACUUCUCGCGGAUCUGCUUGAAACUUCCCGUUCUGAUGAUGCUCCGAUGUUGGAGCCGAGGCUUGUGAAUUUUCUUGCUUGAACUGCAGCAGCCCAUGU
Molecule: messenger RNA, 1573 nt
Organism: Moneuplotes crassus
Lineage: Eukaryota; Ciliophora; Spirotrichea; Euplotida; Euplotidae
Source: the annotation of a GenBank genome assembly